AUUUAAAUAAAUAGUAUAUUUGCUAUUAACACAACAAAUAGAGUAUCAACAUUCGAAAUAACAACAACAACAACAACAACAGUAAUAACUAAAGGAGAAGCGGACAAGUGCUUUUGAAGUUAAAGACUUCCAUUACAACAGCACAGACGAAUAAACGCAAUCCAUUAGAGCAGGAAACGGCACGCGACAGUCGCACGCGCUUGCCCCACAGCGGCAACAAUAAUCGACCGACCGACCGACCGACCCAUCCGAACAUCUAACAUAACCGCAGACUUGAGUCAGUGAGCAAAGAUGGCGAAUCCGCGCAAAUUUAGCGAGAAAAUUGCGUUACAGAAGCAACGCCAGCAGGAAGGCACCGCCGAGUUCGAACGGAUUAUGAAAGAGGUUUACGCAACCAAAAUGGAUGAGACUCAAGCGAAUCAGAAGAUACUUGAAUGCUGUUUGGUAAACACUGACAUCGGCAGCAAUCAUGCCACAAAUGCCAGUUUGAUAAGUGCUGCAGGCAUCGGUGGCGGUGGCGGUGGCGGUGGCGGUGGAGGAGGCUGCAUCGCUGAUGGCAGCGGCAGCAAUGGACCCGUCGCCAAUGCCGGGGGUAGUGGUAGUGGUGGCACUUCCCCAGACGGCACAGGUACUGGCGGCACAGGCGGUAAUGCUGUGCGCGAGUCCCGUGGACGCAGCGUCGGCGUUGGCCCCAUGCGACGCCCCUCGGAGCGCAAGCAGGACCGUUCCCCGUACGGCAGCAACGCAGGCGUCGCAGUCGGCAUGGGCGCGGCAAUUAGCAGCAACAACGCCUAUCUCAGCCCGCCAAUGGACAGCAGUUGGCGGCGCUCCAACUCCGAUUCGGCACUUCAUCAAACCCUCAAUAUGGCAGUCGCUGCGGAGGGUGGCUUUGGUCCGGGCGGCAUGGUCGGCAUCGGUGGGCUGCCCGGCGAGAUGAACGCGCUGCACGCUAACUACCAGCACCACAACCAACGAUCUCAUUCGCCAAAUAUUGGCCGCAGUUUUAGUCCACAAGCACAAAGACGAAAGGGUCAGAUGCUGAUGCAUCAGCAACAGCAACAACAACAAGCGCAGCAACUGUUGCACCAUAGUCAGCAGCAAUUGCACUUGCAGCAGCAACAUCAGCAGCUGCAACAGCAUUUUCAUCAGCAGCAGCAGCAGCAACAACAGCACAUGCAUCAGCAAGCACAACAACAACAUGUCCAACAACAUCAUACGCAACAGCCAGCGAGUAGUGCUAGUCAACAACAACUUCCGCAACACUUCAAUGCCAAAUACACCAAUUGCAAUAUGCCUCCAAUAAAUAGCCUAUUCAAGUCACUGCAGGAGCAGUCGCUCGCCAACACUGGUUCGUUGCCGGAUCUGACUUCACUACAUUAUGCGCCUGCGCAGCAACAGCAAUUGAUAAACCAGGCGCCGCAGCAACAACAAACACUUUCGCCAAUACUGUCACCGCACAACAAUGGUCGCGACCGCGAUCAGUCGUCGAGUCCCUUUAGUCCGGCCGGUGGCAAUGGCGGCAACGGUGGUGGUGGUGGUGGUGGAGGUCCGCCGUCGCCAUACCAACAGCAACAGCACUCGCCCACAUCUGCCGCCAAUACACCCACAGCUGCGCAAACAUCACCGCAUUUGUCCUUCACAAAUCUAGCCGUGCAAUCGCCAACCGGCAGCGGCCCGGCCACACAAAACACCGCACAAACCGGCAAUUUCACCAACCUGCCUACCCUGGGCGCCGCCAGCUCCACGGGCAAUCUAACAGACUACCGACAACCCCUGAAUCCACCCAGUCCAGGCUCUUCGCCCGGCUUGCUGACGUCCGUGUCAGGUAAUGAAGUGAUACACAUCAGCGCGCCAGCCAGUCCGAUUCGACAUCCGCAGGCCGGCAUGAUCGGCCAAGGCAUGCAGGGCUACAAUGAGGAAAACAUCCAGACAUUUGAUCGUUAUUCGCCGGCGAUGGCGGGUGCGCUAGAGGCGAGUGGAUAUAAUAGUCUCAAUCCGUCGUUCCACAACCACUUCAAGCAGUUUACGCUUGGUGAUAGCAAUUCCUCGCCCGAGCAACAGCAACAAUUGCAGCAGCAUUAUCAGCAGCAGCAGCGACAGCAACAGCAGCAAAACAACUUUACAGCGCUAGACUUUGAUGACUUCGUCACCGGUGGCAAUGGCACAACAUACCCGCAGAGCCUAUCACAAAGCAAACAAUUGGACUUUAGCGAUCUGACAGGCGUUUCAGUGUCUACAGCGACGACGACAACGCAAACCAGUAGAGGUGGCAGUACGUGUAACACCAACAAUGGCAGAAACACCUCCAACAACAACAACACGCAGCAACAGCAACAACAGACGUCACGCAUACUGGCGCACCAACUGCUAGAAAACAAUGGCGCCGGCGGUGGCAGCAAUGUCAACAGCAACUCAAACACAAAUGGACCAUGUCGCAUCAGCAACAACAAUGUGAAUCUUACGCAAGCGAAUGAAAAGAACUCUUCACCCAUACCUUCGCCUUUGGGCUGCUUGCCGUCACCCUCGUCGCCGCUACCGAUUCCCAUAUCGGCACAGUCGCCACAUCAUCAACACCAACAGAUGUCGCUGUCGCUGCACUCACACUCAGCACAACCUUCACCUCAUCAUUCGCCAAUGCAUUCGCCGCACCACGCCUCCCCACUGUCAUCCUCCUCGCCGGGCAUAACGACAUUAGCCGGCGGUGUGUCGCCAACGCCACAUGGCAACGGUAAUGGCACCAACAAUGCGUCAACGCAUCCACACCAUCAACACCAACAAACGACGCAACACAUCCAGCAGCACCAUCAUCAUCCACACAAUCACGCUAGCACACCAACCAACACCAACAUACCGGCGAUCAUUUUCUCCGACUACUCGUCGCGUGAGAUUUUCGACUCGCUCGAUUUGGAUUUGGGUCAAAUGGACGAGACUGCGCUAGAUCUGCUAGCGGACCAGAACUCGAUCAUGAUUGCCGAUCCAACAAUCGAGGACAGUUUUCGAAAGGAUCUUAACUGAUACUAUGAGGAAGCUGUUGCAGCUAUUGAGAGUGGUGUACUGCUCGACGACACCUUCGAUCCGCUGGGGCCCAUAGUCGACGUCACUGAGGUACUGGGCAAUCCGCUGGCGGAUACAACGAAGUGCAGACAAGAUGACGACACAACGGACACAGCCACGGCCACGGCCGCCACAACCACGACUUCUACACUUGCCGAUAGCACAAACACAGACACCAUGCCCAUCACGCUUAGCUUGAGCGAACAAGACACUACGGUCGACGACGAGCUGAGUAAUGUCGACGAUAACAUAAGCAUCGGUUUAGGUAUAGGAAUUGGAAUGGGCAUCGGUAGCGGUAGCGGUAGUGAUGAGAAUAAUGGUGAUGUAGAAGAUUUCUUCUUUUAAGUAGUGCAGUGUCAAGGCAGUAGCCAAAAUAAGCGGACGAAGAAAAGCACAACUGGUUAUGUCGAUCGACGACAUAUGUAUGUACAUAAGUAGAUAUGUUAACUAGUUGGGACGACGCGCACAGUUAGACACAAAAUACACUCAAAAAAAAAAACAUGCACGCAAACAGUUGAACACACACACACACAUAGAGAGACGUACAUGUAUGUAUGUAAAUAUUUAUGUAUGAGGUGAAGUACACGUGCAAGCAACAGUGGUAGCAACAGCUUUUACAUCUCUAAGCAGUAGUUAGGAUUCUUAAAUAAAAUAUACAUACAAACGUAAUUACCUAAAAUACAUACAUAUACAAAUGUGUUUACAUACAUAUAAAAAAAUAAAUAAAUAAAUAAUAAUAACAAAAUAAAAGCCGCGGAGCAUUUGAGUAGCGUGAAAAGAGCGUGCGAAUUGGCAUGUGAGACUAAUUUGAGUGAGGUAAUUUCUAUGAACAAGACUGUAUACGAGAAAAUCAACUUCCUUUUCGCGAGCAAUGGUUAGUAAGGUUAGAUUGAAAUGUCUACGUAUAAAGAGUGACUGCCCGUACACUAAGGCUCAGCGCAGGCCCAUUGUGAUGCCAUAUGCAAUAUUCGUUCCCCUAUGAUAUUGCGACGCUCACGCGGGAUCAAAACAUUUCGUCUACGUAAUGAACUUUGGUAAUUCUCUUAUAUUGAUUUCCGCUAUCUCCGCAAAGUCCUGUAGACAGAGUUUUCGGAGCUUCUGAAGUCAUCUUCUGCUUAGUGCUGCGCAUUGGCAUAUGCGGUGCUCUGCACUAUCGUCCCCUUCUUUGCAUCUACAGCUGCGGCAGUAGUCUGGCAGUGAACGCGCCAAACUCGAGGCAUGUGCUCCAAUUAGACAAUGGCCUGUAGGUAUUCUUGUGAGAAUAGAUGCUUCGCUCCGUUUUAACCCUAAGAGUUCAACGUAAGAAGGCCACGUAAGCCUAGCGGUUUCACAGAAGUAGAGGUUUCCCUAGCGCUCGUUUGCUGCUUUUGUGGGGCUGUCCCUAAUACAUAGUUAAAAAUUGUAUAUUCGCAUACCUACCACGUCCUUCGCCGAAAGGAUUUUGGCGGUCGUACCGUUCCUCACUAGUUCAUCAGCUUUGCAUUUUCCCUUAAUAUCUCUAUGUCCAGACAUCAAUAUGAAUUGUAUUCUAUAAAGCUGGGCCAUCUCAUUUCGAGAGAGAGACUUUGUGUUACUUGCGCCUGAGACUAGAGCUUUCAGGACUGCUUGACGGUCUUUGGGUCUUCUUACUAGUCGGCACUCCGAGAUAACAACCGGCACCGCCUGUUAUAUACUGUACUAGUCCGGAAGCCGUAAAAAUGUUUCUAAAUCCAGCUACGGGGAGAAGGCUCCUCACCGACCUUUCCGUCGACUUCGUAGCCAUCAGUAUGCAUAUUUAUAGCGUUACGUAUGUGGGAAAGUCCUGUUGAGUUGAAAUGGUAAAUUUCUAUUUUUUGAUGAAGGUAUUUAAUGGUAUACAGUAGUUAGUACUUGAAGGUAUCGGAAUGGGUGUCAUCGUCCUUAGGAUUUUCGAGUGGCCGGAUGUACCAUGGGUCCAGAAGCUUUCUGCUCUGUGUCUUAAAGCUGCAAUAAUGACUAUUUCUCGAGCAAUAGCGUCAAGUGGGGGCAGAUGUAGAAUCGCGCCACCAUAUUAGGGCUCCUUAGAGCGAAAUCGGACGAACAAUGGCCUUGUAGAUCCAGUGAACUUUGAGGAAUAGGCGAAUUAGCCUAAGCAAAGUUUAUACCGGCUUUCGAUAUGAACACUACCUUGAAUUCUUUUCAGAUCACGGAAAUAUAACCGAGUCUUAGGCCGCUAGAGAAGAUAUUUCUUAGCCAACAAAAAUAGUAACCCUAAUUGAUCAAGUUCUUCUCGCGCUUCCGGUGUGUUACAUGGCUCAGUAGGUAGAGUAUAAAAAAAAAAAAAGUUUUUUGUAAUAUCCCCUUUUUUUUGAUAUUUUGUAUCUCUUUAGAACCGAGGGCGAGAGCCAUCCGAGAAAUAGUGCUCUUUUAGGGCAUUUCAUGCCGAGAUCACUGUAGACUCACUAACGAGAGUAAUGUCAUAUUUGACAAUGGAUAAUGGAAAAUCGUUCCACAGUACAACACCCCCUGAAGCCCAAAACAAGUAAAAAAUUUACAUUCCGUGGAAAUUGUUGCUGUUCGCCAAAUGUUCUCAAGAUAGAUUUGCAUUAAAUAAAAAUUCAAAACUUUUAUUGGAACCGAUUAUUCGCUACCUAAGUCUUUGCCACUUUCAGCUGAGAGUAAAACACAUUUAACAGCAAACCCUUACGUACAUGAAUUCUACGAGAGCUAACCCUUCUAGAAGCCCGUGACAUCCAUUUCACUCACGAAUAGCAGUUGCUUAAAACCCAAUAUUUUACUAGAGACCAAGAUACAUCAAUCAGCUUAAAUUUGCCCUAACUGAAGUUCUACCAAUUGGAAUGAGCAUGCAGGGGAAGUAUAUAUGUAUCUAUAUGAUUACAUAAAUAUACAUAUGUAACGUAUCAAGCAAGAUGCUGUAAAUGUGCUGCUGCAUAACAACUGACUGACUAGCUGAUUCGUCGCUUAGCUGACAGCUGACAACACAGACAGUAGUCAAGUGAGGCAAUGAGCAGUAAGCGACAAGCAAUAGGAAGUGUACGAACAUGAAAGAAACCGGAAACUCAAUUAGUCGUUCAACUCAAUUCGAAUGUUCGCUCGCUCAGCUUGGCCGGAUGCGCCUGACGAGCUCCUUUAAGUGUAGAUUAUAUACGAAAUAUGUAUGUAUGUAUAAUAAGUUAAAUAUUUUUCCUUUACUAUGAUUUAAAGUUUCCAUUUUGCUUUUACGAUUACAGACAAAGAAUGAAAUGAGUAACGAAUGAAAUAACAAUGCGGUGUUUGAAACGAUUGCCUUUUUUUUAGUUAUAUAAAGAUGCAUACAAAUUCGCAUAUGUAUGUGUGUAUGUACCUGCAGAAAGUUUGUGUACGUACAAUAUUUCGACGGGAAUUUACUUUAAGCGUUUUAUUUUUUUGCGUUUUAUUAUGUGUGUGAAAGCAACUACAAUAGUAGAAGAUUAUAAGCUAAGCAAAAUGUGAAGCAAAAAAUUUUUAGCGGAAUUUUAAUUAAAGUGUCAAAUUUUACUUAUUUUCGAAUACAAACCUAAUCAUUUUAUGCCAACAAAAAAUAUACAAAUAUCAAAAAUACAUACAGUGGUGGAAAAAUAAAUAGGGACACGAC
Molecule: messenger RNA, 6646 nt
Organism: Rhagoletis pomonella (apple maggot)
Lineage: Eukaryota; Metazoa; Arthropoda; Insecta; Diptera; Tephritidae
Gene: Crtc
Product: neurogenic protein mastermind
Exons: 2
Coding region: 292-3015 (907 amino acids)
Biological process (GO): positive regulation of transcription by RNA polymerase II; protein homotetramerization
Cellular component (GO): nucleus; cytoplasm
Molecular function (GO): cAMP response element binding protein binding
Source: RefSeq, a predicted model, not a curated record